Chironomus riparius is the source of this 1809-nucleotide messenger RNA. Lineage: Eukaryota; Metazoa; Arthropoda; Insecta; Diptera; Chironomidae. The record is from the annotation of a GenBank genome assembly.
AUGCCAGAGGACAUGGCAAAGACUGAAAAGUCAAUUGAUAAGGAUGUAAAGAAGGCAAGGGAGGUAAAGAAGAUUAAGACAUUCUUGAAUAAGAUCGUUAUUAGGAAAUUACCUCCAAAUUUGAGCAGCGAGCAGUUUCUUGAAAUAAUUUCGCCGAUUCCUGACUAUACAGACUUUUAUUUUGUGAAAGCUGAUUGGUCAUUAGGUGCUGAGUCGACAUCUCGUGCAUAUAUUGAAUUCAAGAAUCAGGAAGAUAUCUUCAUUUUCAAGGAGAAAUUCGAUGAGUACGUGUUUAUUGACAAUGUUAGAGGCACAGAAUAUCCAGCGAUUGUAGAAUAUGCUCCAUUUCAAGGACUUCCAAAGUCACGAGCACGAAAAAAGGACAAACAUGCAGGCACAAUUGAAACUGAACAGCACUUCCUUAACUUUUUGGACAUGCUAAAGCUAGAGGAAACUGAGGCACAAAAGACAGAACCAAAACUUGAAUACAGUUAUCAAAUAAAAGACGAUAAGAAAAUCACAUCAACACCACUUUUGGAGUUUCUGGCUGCUGCUAAGGAAGAGAAGCGUGAGGCAAAGAAAAAGAAAAUCGAGGACAAAAAGAAACAGCGUGAUGAUGAUAAACAAAAGAAAAAGAUACAAAUUGUUAAAAAUAUUCCAGAGUCAAUAAAAGAGUCAAAAGAAGAAAUUGUCUAUGACGAUGGCAUAAUGGUCCGUACAGUUCCAUCUCGACUCGGUCGUAAUGAUAAAAAUUCAAAGAAGGAUUCAAAAAGCGACAGUAAAUCAGUGGAAAAAGAAAAUGCUGAUAAAGAAAAGCGUGAAAGGAGAGAAAAGGAACGCGAUGAAAGAAAGAAAUUUCUUCGUGAAAAAGAUGAAAAACGGAAGCAGGAAAGAGAUCAGCAGAGAGCUAAAGAACGUGAAGAAAAGAAAGAAAAAGCAGCAGCUGCAGCUAUUAAAAAUGCUGAAAAGAAAGUCGAACAGACUCAAAAUGUUGUUGAAGAACCGCCAAAAGCUUCACAGUCAUCACAACCACCAAAACGUGAAAUUAAAAGGUACAGUGAAUUGCGUAAAGCACGUCAAGAGAAAAAUGACCCAAAAGAGCCUGAAAAUGUCGAUGAAAAUGCUAAAUCAGUUGAAAAAGAGGAAUUCAAGGAAGAGCUGGCUGAAAAAAGUGAACCUAGUAAGUCUGAUGACAAGGAAGACGCUAGAUUCAAAAGAAUUCAGGAACUGAGAGAUAAACGUGCUAGACAAAAGGAAGAAAGAAAGAAUGCAGCAAAAUCUAGUUCCAAUAAACAUGAUAAAGGCAAGCACACUAAAGAAUCCAAGCCAGAUGCUGAAAAAAUGGAACCAACAGACAAUAAAGAUGAAACAGACAGUAAGCAAGAAGAUCCAAGAUGGAAAAAGAUCCAGGAACAGCGUGAAAUAAGACGUCAACGAGAAAAGGAUGAACGAGCACAGCGUCAAAUCCGCAAUAAAGACCGUCCAACGAUUCAAAUUUAUAGACCAAAAAGAGGAUCCGACACAAAAUCAGAUGGUAAUGGACCAACUUCAGAUGAAAAUUCUGAAUCAAAUCGCAAGCCAAAAGGUGAUGAAAAGAAAAUGUCUAGACGAGAUUCACGUGACGAAAGGAAUCGCGGAAAGAAAGAUUCUCGUAAAAACAGUAGCGAUAAAGGCGAAGAUGAAGUUUUUGUAGAGAAGCAAGUUGACGAUCAAGUUGAAAGCUCGACUAAGUCAAGUGACAUUGUGACUGAAAAAAUGGAAGAAUUAUCAUUGGAACCUGCAAAGCCUGCAACAGAAAAUUUUGAGUAA